Molecule: messenger RNA, 585 nt
Organism: Lagenorhynchus albirostris (white-beaked dolphin)
Lineage: Eukaryota; Metazoa; Chordata; Mammalia; Artiodactyla; Delphinidae
Product: zinc finger and BTB domain-containing protein 47-like
Exons: 3
Coding region: 52-585 (177 amino acids)
Molecular function (GO): calcium ion binding
Source: RefSeq, a predicted model, not a curated record
GGCCACAGAGAGUUCAUCCAAGAGGAGAUUAGCCACCAGCCCCCAGAACACAUGGGGGUGAAGUAUAGAAGCCAUUUAAGGGAGAGUGAUUCUGAGGAGGAAGAGGAAGAGAAGGAAGAAGAUCACAGCUCCCAUGAAGAAGAUAAUGAAGGUUCAGAGGAGGGAGGAGAAGGCACCCAUCAUGGCAGCCUGGACCAGGAGGAUGAGGAAGACAAGGAGGAAGGUCAUGGCCUCAGUCUGAGCCAGGAGGAGGAAGAAGAAGAGGAGGAGAAGAGGAGGGAAGAGAGGGCUGAGGUUUGGGUCCCACUGAGCCAAACCACCAGGAGGAAGAAGAUGAGGAGGAGGGGCUGGAGGAGGAUGAGCUCCCCUUCACCAUCAUCCCCAGUCCACCGGCCAGGAGGGAGGUGUAUGCAGGUGCCUCCAGUGAAGAGGAGAGUGGUGAGGACAUGGAUCAGCAGGAUGCCCGGGAGUACGGGAACUACCAGCCAGGGUCCCUGUGUGGCUGCUGUUCCUUCUGCAAUCGAUGCACUGAAUGUGAGAACUGUCACUGUGACGAGGAGAACAUGGGAAAUCGGUGGACCUUAA